AUGGACAUUAACGAUAAAGAAAGAAAGGAAAUCUUAUCGUUAAUUAAAAGCGGAGUAAGUACUGAACUAACCGCAGCUGCUGAAAACAAAGAAGCCCAAGUUAAAGAGCAGAAACUGCGGAAAUAUGAAGACAUGAUACGACACUUGCAGGGAUUUCAAGAUAGACUACGAGACUUUAAAGAGAGUGGAAAAGAAAUUAUAAAGUUAAUUGAUAAGAAAGCGUUACUAUAA
Molecule: messenger RNA, 231 nt
Organism: Arctia plantaginis
Lineage: Eukaryota; Metazoa; Arthropoda; Insecta; Lepidoptera; Erebidae
Source: the annotation of a GenBank genome assembly